Messenger RNA from Leucoraja erinaceus (little skate), 6372 nucleotides. Its product is annotated as leucine-rich repeat and immunoglobulin-like domain-containing nogo receptor-interacting protein 3. Gene Ontology annotation, cellular component: extracellular matrix. Bases 940 to 2784 code for a protein of 614 amino acids. The record is from RefSeq and is a predicted model, not a curated record. Lineage: Eukaryota; Metazoa; Chordata; Chondrichthyes; Rajiformes; Rajidae. Gene Ontology annotation, molecular function: protein binding. The transcript is spliced from 2 exons.
AUAGUUCCCAGGCUUUUCCUUGCAGCCUUCCUAAAUAGAGGCACAUCAUUAACCACCCUCCAGUCUUCUGGCACCUCACCCAUGUCUAAUGAUAAUUUAUUGAAAUAUUUUUCUCUCUCAACCUUUCGCCAGGCAAUGAAUUAAACUGACAUCUCGGGAGACAAGGAAACACUACUAGUAUAUAAAGCAGCAGCAGCAGCAAGCUGAAUGUGAGGUCUUUGUUCAAAUUACCUGCAGUUCUGUGUCUGUUCACAUCGCUCGCUGCUCAUUUGCUCUCCGUGAAAUAACUUUGGCAACCGACCAAGAAUUGUGUUAGCUGAGCAAGGUUACCAUCCAAACCAGCUCCGACAGACAGCGUGUGUGACACAUGAGAAACCAGAGCUGCCUUUGUUAUUUUCCUUGCUGCCUGCGAAGAUUACCUACAAAUUAUGGCGGCAAACCAUUAAAGGCACCUCUGAAGACUCGUGGAUAUUAAUACAUAGAUAUAAUGUCUAUUUCUACAGUGGCGUUCACAGCCAGGGCAAGGGCAUCUGGCUGCAGUGAGUGACAGGUGGUUCUCCGAACACCUCUGACAGAUGUAACCUCGGCAGAACAUUGAAGUUUUGGCUGGAAGCAGAUCGGAAGAAGUGAAGGUUGAUUCUGGGACAUCAGCUCUUCCCCGAGAUGUCCCCAAAGGGUAGAGGAAUGAGCAAAACAUAUCUGCAUUCCUAAAAUAGCACCAGGCAGUGUGGGCUGGCUGGACAGCAGGAGGAAAAAAAAAACAUGAAAAGUACCUUCCAGUCAUUCCAUUCAGAUUUUAUUUUGUUCAGUGUUUCACUGCAAGUCGCUCACAGUCCGCUUAUGGUCAGCAGCUUAGACGAAAGCUGCAGCUGCUACUAAUGCUACCCACGAUUAUGGCAUGGACUGCAGGGAUGAACACAAACCUCGGUGCACGGGGGAAUGACAGACUGUGUCAGUAAGAUCAUGUUUCACACCAUGUCAAUGUGUUGGCAGCAGGUCCUGGGUCUCACCCUGAUGGCUCUGAUAACUCGCUGCACAGUCAGCUGCCCGCCUCGCUGCGACUGCGCUCCCCACAUCAGGUCCGUGCUCUGCCACAGGAAGCGUCUGACUGCCAUUCCCGAAGGCAUCCCCAUCGAGACCAAAGUCCUGGACCUCAGCAAAAACCGCCUGCGCUGCAUUGGUCCCGGAGAUCUGGCCACCUUCCCUCUGUUGGAGGAAGUCGACCUCAGCGAGAACAUCAUCACCAACCUCGAACCCGGGGCUUUCAGCAACUUGUUGAACUUGCGCUCCCUGCUGCUGAGGGGAAACCAACUGAAGCUGAUCCCCGCUGGCGUGUUCUCCAGGCUUGCCAACCUGACACGCCUGGACCUCAGCGAGAACAAGAUUGUUAUCCUGCUGGACCUCAUGUUCCAGGAUCUGAGGAAUCUGAAGCAGCUGGAAGUUGGUGACAACGACCUGGUCUACAUCUCCCAGCGGGCAUUCAGUGGACUACUUGGGUUGGAUCAGCUCACCAUUGAAAAAUGCAACCUGACCUCCAUUUCGGGUGAAUCUCUGUCCUACCUUCAAAACCUGGCCACUCUCCGUCUGCGGCACCUUGCCAUCAGCUUCCUGGAGGAGCAGAACUUUCGGAAGCUCUAUAACCUGAAGGAACUGGAGAUCGACUCUUGGCCACUUCUGGAGACCAUCACUCCCACCACGCUCUAUGGUCUGAACCUCACUUACCUGUCCAUAACCAGCACUAACCUCUCCUCCGUGCCGUCCGGAGCCUUUAGAAACCUAGUCUAUCUCCAGAUGUUGAACCUGUCCUACAACCCCAUCACCACCAUCGAAUCUGGCUCGUUCCGUGACUUGAUCCGUCUGCAGCACCUGUACAUGGUCAACACCUUGCUCAGCACCAUCCAGCCGCACGCAUUCCUGGGGCUGAGGCAGCUCAGGGUGCUCAACAUUUCCAACAACCUCUUGGUGACCCUGGAGGAGAGCGCCCUGCAAACGGUGGGGAACCUGGUGGUUCUCCGCUUGGACAACAACCCCCUGUCCUGCGACUGCCGCCUCCUGUGGCUGGUCCAGAAGAAGAUAGCCUUGAGCUUCGACGACAACCAGCCAGUGUGCGCCUCCCCGGCGGACAUUCAGGGAAGCCGGCUGCAAGACUUCGAGGACACCGCCCUUCAGGACUACUUCACCUGUCAGAAGCCCAAGAUACGGGACAGGAAACCUCAACGGGUGACGGCGGGGGAAGGACAAACCGUCUACUUCACUUGCCGGGCGGACGGAGAGCCGGCCCCGGUGAUAAUGUGGGUGUCACCGCAGCGCAGGAUGAUCACCAGCAGAAGCAGCGGCAGAGCCACCAUCCUGCCGGGUGGCACCUUGGAGAUCCGCUUUGUCCAGGUCCACGACAGUGGCACCCACAUCUGCAUCGCCAGCAACGCCGGGGGCAACGACACCUCCUUCGCCGUGUUGACCGUGAAGGUGCAGAGAUCAGAAGGCGCCCUGUUUGCCAACAUGACCGGCGCUCUCUUGGAGUUCAACGAGACUGCCUUCAACGACACCCAGGUCUUCCUGAAGUUCACUCUGGACCUCAAAACCAUCCUGGUGUCCACUGCGAUGGGCUGCAUCACCUUCAUGGGGGUGGUACUCUUCUGCUUUCUGAUUCUGUUCGUGUGGAGCAGGGGGAGAGGACACCACAAGAACAACUUCUCGGUGGAAUAUUCCUUUCGGAAGGUUGACGGGCCCACAAUGAGCAGCGGGCAAGGAGGGGCCAGGAAGUUCAACAUGAAGAUGAUCUGACCCGGUGGGUCAGUCGUUGGUUGUUUGGUUGGUUGGUUGCAAGUACUUACUGUAGUCAACAUGUUGAACCAUAAUAGACGUCUGCCUAUGAUGUUCUAAUGAUAAGCAUCAUCAAUAAUAUUUGUAUGAGUUACCCUGGUUCGGCUAGGGCAAGAUCAGUAUUGCAUGCUGUAUAUAGUCACUCAGUCCUAAGACAAAUGUUGUCACCCGCCCGGUUUGCAAAAAUACCUGUUUUUGACACAUCGGGGUAGAAAUCAAUUUGUGAUCCAGUUUGAAUGUGUGUCCUGUGGUAGCAAGGGUGAAAUGGGAUGGUAGGAAUCUCAUGCGGGUACGUCGUCAGUGAGCAGUUGCUUUGAGGUGCAAGGAGACUCUUCCAGCUCGGCCUGACACAGUCAAACAUGGCCCAGAGGUUGGAAGUAAGGUGGAGCCCUUGAUUUGCACAGAUGCAGAGCCAAGCUGCUCAUUUCGGGCAGAUGCCAAGAACAGCUGGAUGCUCCCAUCCAGAUGUUUGGCCUUUGGCCAAGGGAAGUUGUCAGCCUGGGAACCCGGUUCAAGGCCAGAACACAAAGCAAGGGCCAGUUUCGCUCGCAUUCAUUCUCUAUGCAUUCCACUCAGGUAAUCUACCUUUUGAAUUUUUCUUAAAUGCCACAUAUUCAGGAAAGCGUAAAAGCCCAGGUGGAAAAUGUUGGCUUAGCUUCCCAUGACACUUACUGAAGAAGGGUCAUGACCAAAAACACCCCCUAUCCAUGUCCUGCAGAGAGGCGGCCUGACGUGCUGAGUUACUCUAGCACUUUGUGUUUUACUCUGUCCUAACUGAUAGAAUCUUGGGCUACAGUGAUUGUUAAGUCAAAUAGUCGACUUGUAACCUGAAUAUUUCCAGCCAUUCUGUAUUAUACGACCUUGAGAAACCAUGGUCACCCCCUCUGGGAGGUGGAAGGUUGAAAUCAUUCCUUAAUGUUGGAAGCAUUGGUUGGAGGUAUAACCUAGAUUAUUUUGGCCAAUCUUUUCACCUCUAUUGCUUCAAUAAUCAUCUCCAUUUGGAGUCCUUGCAAUAGGCAAUAAAAUGGAUAACUAUUCAGAUUGUACACAUUGUGAGAAAGUAAUGGAACUGAUUAAUUAUGACGAUGCAAUUUUCUUGAAUAUGACUACGUAAAUGUAUUAUGACCUUUUUGUAUGCAGAAACUUGUUUUAACUUUCGGAAUAGUAUCGCUGUUUUGGCUUACAAUGUCAAGAACACCAUAACAACUUGUGUAAUAUUGUUUAAUUGAGUGUAUUUAUUGUAUUGUAAAAAAUAUCCUAGCAAAGAUAGUGCAUCUUUACUGAUGAUCUGCAAAAUACUUCUGCAGCUUUCCACAUCAUUUUAUCCAGGCAACAAAUGUUUCUCGAUCCCACUUGAUCAAAAACGCUUAGAGCAAUGAUGUAUUUUCCAUCCACAUCGUUUCACUGACACCAUAAAUAAUGCUCAAAUUGUGUGAUACUUUAAUAAGCAGAUAAUAUAUAUUUUUUAAGAGGCUGCCUUGGCAUGUGGGACACGAUUGACUCCAGGAAAUAAAUCUCAAGCAAAUACAAAUAUUUGUGCAAAGUAAAUGUUCAUCUUUCAUUUUGAUGAUGCUGUCAUUUUGGAACAGACACAAGGCUAGGAAUACUCUCUUACUGAUGGAUAAUCAUACUUACUUUAUUAGCCAAGUAUGUAUACAAUUUGAUUUGCCAUACAGUCAUAUUAAUAAAAAGCAACAGGACACACGAAAUACAUUUUAAUAUAAACAUCCACCACAGUGACUCCUCUGCAUUCCUCACGGUGAUGGAAGGCGAAAAAAAGUUCAAUCAUUUCCCUUCUUUGUACUCCAGCAGUCGGGGGCCUCUGACCUUGACGGGACGAUCUUAGUCCCGUAGCCGGCGGCUGGCCUCCUUGUCAGGACGAUCAAGCUCCUGCAUCGGGGGGGAAUCUCAGCUCCCCCACGCCGGGCGAUCUACCCCGAGUCAGGGCUAAUCGAACCUUCUGCAUCGUUGGAGCCUCCCAACUCAGUCUCAACCCGAGACUGCGAGCUCCUUCAUGUUAAAGUCCGCAGGCCGCAGUUGGAGCGUCAAGCCCAGGCAAGGAAUCGGCUCCGAUGGUAAGUCCACGCCCCACGGUGGGGCUCAAAGUCAGUCUUGAGCAAGGUCUCCAGCUCCAUGAUGUUAGGUCGUAGAGCGACCAGGAUACGAUCCAGUAAACAAACGCAUCUCCGGCAAGGUAAGCGAUUGAAAAUAAGUUUCCCCAACGCCCUCCUCCACCCCCCACAUAAAAUAAACCAGAGAACAUUAACUCACACUUUUUUAACACACUAAAAAAAACAAAGAAAAUUGAAAAGGACAGACAGACUGUAGGCGAGGGUGCCAUCGAAGCGGAUAGGAUUGGGAGAUGUUUUGGGAUGUCCCGGAGGAGAAACUGGGGUUUGACUUUAAGGGUCAGGCUGAGAUGUAGAAUGUAGAACAGUACAGGAACAGGUCCUUCAGCCCACAAUAUCCGUGCUGAACAUGAUGCCAAGAUAAACUAAUCUCCCCUGCCUGCACGUGAUCCAUCGAUCCAAGUAAGCACUCCUUUAAUCUAAAAUUAUGAGAGGGUUUCCUCUGGGUGCUCUGGUUUCCACCCACAUCCCAAUGGCGUGUGGGUUUGCGGGUUAAUUGGCUUCGGUAAAUUGUCCCUAGUGUGUGGGAUAGAACUAGUGGACGUGGUGAUUGUUGGUCAGCAUGGACGCGGUGGGCCGAUGCGCCUGUUUUUAUGCUGUAUCCCUGAAUUAAACCAGAAAUGGGCCCUUUCAACGUCUUUGUCCAUCUACACCUGCCUGCUUUAGGUCCGUCUCCAUCCAUGCCUUUACUGGUUCUCCGAUUGCCUACGUGAUCCCAACCACCAGGCCAGAGUCGCAAAUCAACAUCGAAGGCAAGAAACAAUGAAAUCUGAAAUUGAAGAAUCAUUGCGGAUUUACUUUUCCUUUGAUACAAAGUGCAAAAUAUCAAGAAGGGCAGACCCAUUUAUGAAUCAAAUUUGCACAUCAAAACUAUAUUAAUUCCAGUGGUUUUUUCAGACAGUGCUGAAAUAAAUCAACACUGGACUUCAUUAAAUCAUUUAUCCACAUCUCUGCUGUUCAGUAUAUAUAUUGAAUGACAAUUUUAAAGUGUUGUGAUGGAGUUAAUCACUUUUAUACCAUGUGUAGAUCUGCCAAAUGGGUGCAGUAAUGAACAUGUUGUACAAAGAGAUCUUCACAUCGUUGAUAACAAGCACUGCUGAUAUAUCACCUGUGCUUCCAAAUCGAAUGGCAAUAAUCUGUUGUGUUUUCAAACUUGUUCAAAGUAUAUAAAUAUGUAAAAACUGUAACGGGAGAGCAAUUUUUUUGAGGAAAAAAAUUACCUGUCGCAUAAAUUUAUUUUUUUCCUGAACCAUGGGUUUCCAUUGGACUGUACUUCUCUGUGUAAACUGCAGAAGAGUUAAUAUAAUAAAUCUGGAAAUGUCUAGGGGUAAUCAUGAUUAAUUGUACAACAAAAAAUAAUUGUGAGUUUAUCAUGGUUUUAAUUGCACUGUUAUAAAUAAAAUACCCGUGUUUUUCCAAA